Didymella exigua CBS 183.55 is the source of this 321-nucleotide messenger RNA. RefSeq lists its product as uncharacterized. NCBI's taxonomy places the organism in Eukaryota, Fungi, Ascomycota, Dothideomycetes, Pleosporales, Didymellaceae. The transcript has a single exon. The record is from RefSeq and is a predicted model, not a curated record. The coding region runs from base 1 to 321 and encodes 106 amino acids.
AUGUUUUUGCCAUCAUUUGGCUCUUGCAACCAAACAUCAGCUGUCUGCGCACGAAGCCUUCACUUCGUCAACAGCAUCCUUUACUUUUUUCUUCUAGAAAGUAAUACUGCUUGUGUUAUAAGAUUAUUAUUAUUAAUAAUAAGCAAACCUCUCACAUACGACCAUAGGACGUUGAAAACAAGGCUUCCCGUUCGCUCAGCCCUAUUUAAGCAACGUACCGGCGGAUUAGUAGUUAGGUGGGUGACCACUAGCGAAUACCCGCUGUUGUAUGUUUUUGCAGAUUUUUUACUUUCCAGAAUAUCGCCCUCGGCAUACUUGUAA